This is a messenger RNA of Gordionus sp. m RMFG-2023, 919 nucleotides long. Its product is annotated as guanylate kinase-like. Gene Ontology annotation, biological process: purine nucleotide metabolic process. Gene Ontology annotation, molecular function: GMP kinase activity. Bases 82 to 687 code for a protein of 201 amino acids. Lineage: Eukaryota; Metazoa; Nematomorpha; Gordioida; Chordodea; Parachordodidae. The record is from RefSeq and is a predicted model, not a curated record. The transcript has 8 exons. Gene Ontology annotation, cellular component: cytosol.
CUGAUUUUGGUGUGUCUUUUUAAAUUUUAUAAUGUCAAAUAUUAAAAUUUUUCCCUAUUCUACUAAAUAUAUUAAUUUAACAUGGACCUAAAACCUGUCGUGCUAUGUGGACCUUCGGGUGUCGGCAAAAGCACUUUCAUCAAGAAAUUGCUUCAAGAUUACAAAGAUGUUUUCGAUCUUAGCAUAUCUCACACAUCAAGAAAACCCAGGAAGGGUGAAAUCGAUGGAAGAGAAUACCAUUUUGUUUCGAGAGAAGAAAUUAAUAAAGGGAUAUUGGACGGGGAAUUCAUAGAGCACGCCGAAUUUUCUAAUAAUAUAUACGGUACCAGCAAAAAAGCUAUAAGAGACAUACAGAAGACUGGUAAAAUUUGUAUUUUGGAUAUAGACGUGCAGGGUGUGAAACAGCUUAAAAAUCUCGGAGAUAAACAUUUCGCGCCCAUAUACAUUUUCAUAAUGCCACCGGAUAUGAAAACAUUGGAAGAGAGAUUGAGAGCCAGGAAAACGGAUAGUGAAGAGGCAAUCAUCAAGAGACUAAAUACUGCCGAACAAGAAAUCAAAUAUGCUAAAGAACCUGGUAAUUUUGACGCUGUCAUUAAAAACGACGAUUUCGACAAAGCGUAUUCACAAUUCUUAGAUUGCCUCAAAGAAACAAUCAAUGAAGCUGGACGUCUCAAGCUAAAAGUCUAAACCUGAUCAUUUUUUUACCUACAAUUUCUUUACAAUAUAAAUCAAAUCCUUAGGGUAUAUUUAAAAUUAUCGGUAAAUGAUGUAUUACAAUUUAAAUCGCAAAUAUAAUUUAAUAUACAAAAUUGCUGUUGUGAUUUAUAGGAUUUUAAGUUUCACGAAAUUCGGCUACCAAGAAAUUUAUAUUAUCACAAUUAAUGAUAAAGUAUCUAUUUACCCCAAAAUAUUGGGAAUU